Molecule: messenger RNA, 2609 nt
Organism: Thunnus maccoyii (southern bluefin tuna)
Lineage: Eukaryota; Metazoa; Chordata; Actinopteri; Scombriformes; Scombridae
Product: zinc finger protein 436-like
Exons: 10
Coding region: 230-2239 (669 amino acids)
Biological process (GO): regulation of transcription by RNA polymerase II
Molecular function (GO): DNA-binding transcription factor activity; RNA polymerase II cis-regulatory region sequence-specific DNA binding
Source: RefSeq, a predicted model, not a curated record
UUUUUUAUUGUUAAAUACAGAUGAAAGCUUCGGCUCUGACGUAGAAAACGAGGAUACUUCCGCGCACACUUGUCAUUCCCACUUCAAAGCAUGUGGGAGGGACAGCUCCGUUUCAUGUGGAGUACAGAGACACCAGAGAUCCUGUUCUGUGGAGGAAUGCUCUGAGGAGUCCGCCGGUCCCGCUUACUGUGAGCAAAGUUCCUCUGCAACAGAGGAGCAACAGAGACACAUGGAUUCAGAUGAGAAACCUAAGCUUUCGUGUAUUCGCGGAAACGGGCCGGGACAUGUGUCUGUGCAUCAGUGCAAUAACGCAGGAGAGAAACCUUUCUCCUGCGCAGUACGUGAGACGACCCCCGGUCACAAAAGGAACGCGAAAGUCUGCGAGAGAGGGGAGGAGGGUUACGCUCAAGACCAGAAUCUUGACGGAAAACAAAGCACAUCUUUGUCAACAGAAGCAGAAGGACAUCAGACCAAAAUAUCAGCACCUUACCAAACAGAUUCACCUGAACGUAAACCCUUAAUGUCACAUGGACUCAAGAUGGCAUCUGCAAACUUAGAGGACCAAACGCUCCAUCUGACUGUCAGGCUGCAAGCGGGGGAAGAGGAGGAAGAGGAGGAACAAGACGAAGAAAUCGGUGGUUUAAUCAACUCUGAUGGCGAAGUGGUGGAGUGGGAUAGCAGAGACAGUCCUGACAGAGGCUCUGAAAGCACAGAAGGUCCCAACCCAAGCAAGGGUGUCGUCCUGUCAGAGUCUCAGCUGCAAGGCCAAAACCAGAGAGACAGCAGUAGUCCAACACUCAUCAUGGAAGUUGUGUCUGUGGGGGAAGAUGAAGAAAGGGAUGAAGGGGAGGAUAAAGAGAGAGUAGUGAAGAUGACAGCUGUUUCGCCAGUAAAUCGUGGAAAGAGACGCAGAAGGAAGAAAAAGGCUCCCGAGGUAACGGUGGUAUCGCCGGACGUCCCAGAUGAAGAUAAAGAAGGUCCUGCAAAACGUGUCAAAAGAAGGAGCAGAAGAAAGAUUUCAGAAACUCCACAGUUGCCAAGUGAAGAUUUGGAGGCAGAGCCAGGAAUAUCAAGGCGCACCAGAAGAAAGAGAACGUUCCCUACAACGGUGGAAACAGAAGAAUUAAACUCAAAAAGUCUCCGUCGUGCGGCGGCAAAGAGACUUUACAGAAAAAGAAAAGACGCCAAACUAUCUUCUGAAGGAGGCGAAAGUACAGGGAAGAAGCGUCCCGGCAGAAAGAUGGUUCACGUACCGAUAGAAAUACCUCCUGAGCUCCUGAAGAAGCCCAAAGAGAAGAUAGACUACCACUGCUCAGUGUGUGGCAAAGAGUUCCCUCAUGCCUACAAACUAGAGAGACACGAGCUGAUCCACACAGGAGAGAAACCUUACUGCUGCUCCAUCUGUGGUCGCGGUUUCAACCAGAAGGGAAACCUCAAAACACACUACAAAGUCCACUUAGGUCGAAAGGGUGCUGUGGAUUUUGACGACGAGGUGAAUCCCAUAGCGUCAGAACUCUCUGAAUACUUGAAGUCUCUGCCGGGGGAGUCGAGGAUCAGGUCGUCCCUUCAUUGCCUGGAGUGCGGAAAGGACUGUGAGAGUCAGUCAGCUCUACAAGCACACCACAUCACCACACACACAGCCGCUGAAUCGGAAACGGUCGAGCACAGCGCAACGCAGCUUCUCUUCUGCCGCCGCUGUGGCAUUCAGUUCACCGAGAAAGAGAAGCUGGAAGAACACAUGAAAACCCAUGUGAAGGAGAAGCCCUACUCGUGCCCCGACUGCGGCAAAAAGUUCAUCAACGAAAGCUACAUACAGAUCCACCAGCGCAUCCACACCGGGGAGAAACCUUUCCUCUGUUCCCAGUGCGGAAGAGGCUUCCACACCGCUUCCUCUCUCAAGCUGCACGAGAUGCAGCACUCCGAGGAGAGGCCGUUCGCCUGCUCCAUCUGCGGGAAGAAGUUUCGGAUAAACUCGUACCUAACAGCACAUUACCAGACCCACAUUAAAGACAGACCUUUCAUUUGUUGCGUCUGUGGGAAAGGCUACUCCAGAGCCGAGGAACUGAAGGUGCACCACAGGCUGCACACCGGGGAGAGACCCUACGAGUGCGGAGAAUGCGGGAAGAGUUUCAUUUAUCGCCAGGGUCUGCGACAGCAUCAGCGCACACACGCCGGAAGGCGCAUCGGGCCGACCAGACAGCUCGGUAGACCGAAGCAACAGGCCAGGCUGGACAUCUAGCUCUGUUGAUGCGUCGUUUUUUUUUUUUUGUUGUUAACUGUGUCUGAAAAUAUUACAGUAAAUUGAGCUUCUCUUUUGCUCUCCUUCCUUCAAUUCCUCAGCAGAGACAGUUACUGUCUGAAAAUACAGUUUGCGCUACAGUCAGUGUGGGUUGCCAAGAAUAAUUUGGAAGCUUACUGUGUUGUCUGUCUUGUAUUCAUGUUUUGUACCCAUGUUUUUAUGUUUACUAUUCUCUAGUAGCCCAUCUGUACAAUUUGAGUGCCUUUGUAUCCUGCAUGCCAAAUACUAGUACUUAAUGUUAAAAAAAUUAUGCACAAUAUCCUUAUUAUUUUAAAGUCCAUGUUGAUGGAAUACAGACUUUUUUCAGAAA